This is a messenger RNA of Letharia lupina, 4689 nucleotides long. RefSeq lists its product as uncharacterized. The transcript is spliced from 3 exons. Lineage: Eukaryota; Fungi; Ascomycota; Lecanoromycetes; Lecanorales; Parmeliaceae. The record is from RefSeq and is a predicted model, not a curated record. The coding region runs from base 1 to 4689 and encodes 1562 amino acids.
AUGCCGGUCACUUCUAACGCAUCCGCCUUUACCUCGGCCACCGCCUCGCCAAUGGAAGCUCAGGAUCCAGAAGACCUUCCGAUCGAAUUGAAGAUACCGUUGCCACCAUCCAGUGUUGACUCAGAUGAAGAGGUGGAUACCGAGGCCAAGGCGCAAGCAGGAGCGCUGGACCCGAAAAAUGUACCUGUCACUAAGGAGGACGUACGCCCAGAAGACACGGAACUCAUACCAAAAGGGCCAUUAGCAAAUACAAAAGGUGGACUACAGCCGGCAGAGGCCCCUAUACCAUCCCUUAUAUCUUUGGAGGAACUUGCCCAUCUGGUGGAUUUGGAGAGGUAUCAAACAUCCCGGACCUUUUCCAUCGAGGCCGAUAUGGACCGUCUCAGCCUAGCGUGCGGACUUGACCGGAGGUUGAUCAGCACGUUCUCUGUCGCAUAUGGUAACUUGAUCGAUCAGUAUAAGACCGACGACCAAGCUGGGUUUGCAGGUCUGUAUGAGGCCUGUGAGCAACUCAAGGCAUCCUGCGACACGGCUGGAGAUGCCUCAAAUCCUGCCGGCCCAGAUCUUGGAAAGGGUGCUUUACAUCCCGAGGACUUGGAGAGGCGGUCUUGUGUCCAAAUGCUGCCACCAGAGGACCAGGGCAUCCUCGUCGCAUUCCUCACCUGGAUCAGGACGGAGCCAAGUUUUCUGUCUGACCGGAUAUCCAGCAUGUCCCCAUCGGAGCUCACGGCCCUGACUUCAUCAUACCACCCUGCGGGCAUUGACUUCUCGGUUCUAACGAACCAUUCUCACGGAAAGACCCAAUUUUAUAGCCGGGAUAGCCAGAUGAUGAAGCUUUCCCGGAGGAUGGACAACCUUCAUCGAUUCCAUAACCAGGACCCUUUGUUUGCACUCCUAUAUGGUGUUUUUGAUUCCUCUUCGCGGCCUGGCUCUUCUGAGCAUUUUCGACGGACAGACAUAUGGUCUACAAUCUGUGCCAGAAAUUUCACCGAAGGAUUCGCCGUGGCCAAGCCAGGCAGCGAUGAACUUGUCAUAGCUACUGUUGACGCCUUUGCCAAUUUCCAGGACUGGCGCAUGAAACCAAUGAUAGAGACGUACCUGAUGAAGAUACUAGCCGAAGGAUCUUUCCUCCUGGACCCAGAAGCCAGCCAGGCAUCGAGUUACAAUGAUCCUAUAGAAAUGCACAACGCCAAGGCUGCAGUAACGGAGGCUGACUUUUUUGAUAAGGCGCUUAUAGACCUGUUUGGGCUGCUUACCACAGAACCACAUCAUCAGGCCAUCCCUGAGAGUGCUUUAAUCUUUGUCCACGCUAUUUUACGCAAGAUCGAAGACCGGAAGCUUAGACUUCGGGCAAAGCAUUUCCUUGUUUGUAGGUGGUACUUUGCAACAUUCAUAUCCAGCAUCGUUGUCUACCCCGAGGUACGAGGUCUUAUGAUGACACACUAUAUUGGUGGCACUGUUCGGGAGAUGAUCCUGCAAAGGCUCGUUGUUCAGAUGCAGCAGCGCGUCUUCGACGUGACACUUCAAUGCAACAAUGGAGCCCUUGUGAAGCCCGAGGUGCGAGACGGGAUCAUGGCUAUCUUCCGAUGCUUUGAGCCCCCCCUUGAUGAUCCAAGGCCUCCCUUCCAGGCCCCGGAAGGGGAUGAGAACUUCUCAACACGGUUCCUGAUGCUAAGUCCUUUGGACAUCAUUGGCUUAAUUCAAACACUCUAUCCAGAUAGGCCACUUGUUCCGGGCACCAAAGACUCUCGGGAGAUGGAUAUCCCUCCUCCAUCUACCGCUGGAUCCUCAACACUCAACGCUAGCACGAGCGAUGCGGGCAGUGCUUUGGCGUCGUCUUUCGCGCCGAGUACCAGUGGGACUUCAACGACCAGCAGAACAUUUGUCAGCGAAACCUUGACGGAUGAUGUACCUACCGGGAAGGAGGACACCCAAGAAUCCUCCGAAGUGGAACAUGGGAAGGGACCAACUAAAAGCACGGAUCCUCUGAAGCCGGAGCUCCCUUUCCUCUUGAACAACAUCUACCGAAGGUUGACAACCUUGCUAGGACCUGGCGGCGCCUCAGACUCGGUUUCUUCGGACACUGCAUGGGCUUUCAUAUACUAUUCGGGCGAUGGGACCACGCUUACUUUGAGUCCCACGCCAUUGAGAAUCGGCAGGGAUUCUGAGGCUAUGGACCUGACAGGAGACUUCGAGGUCCUGAAAACAGGCAUUGUCAAGCUGUUGGGCCAAAACGAUAGAUCGGAUUUCCGUAAUCUGGAGGCUCCUGUCAGAGUAGAAUGCACACGUGCUUCAGACCAAUCUGACCCGCUUAUUGAUCUCAUAAAGGCAUCCCUGGAUAGAGCCCGGUCUGGUCUGGACUUUGGUACAGCCCAUUUCUGGUGGCAGACUUUGAGCAUCUACCGCAAAUUUCUUUCCUCUACUAAAUCACCAACAGCGUAUUCCUCUCUCCUCCAUGAUAUCGCAGACGAUCUUCGGAGGAAUCUAGAAGCUGCCACCCACGCGGGCAAAGCUGGCGAGGUUCGGCUACGCUCUCUAGACAAGCGGCGAAGACAACAAAGAUCUGUCUUAGCCAAAAUGGAAGAGCAGCGAAAAGCCUUGCGGGUCAAGAUGUGGUACUCGUCGGACGUUAGGCACUCAGCGACGUACGAAGAAGCUUUGCAUGUCACACGCGCCUUGCGAGCCAUGGCAAGCUCGAAGCGUGCGAAAACCCCUACCAGUACAGCCAAUUGGGCCCGCCAACGACUUCGAGGAUCUGGUACUUUCACUAGACCCGAAGCUCAAACCUUGGAAGCUCUUUCGGCCCCAAAGGACUACGGUGGCAAAUCGAAGCUCGCCGAUGAGCAGGUGGAACUCACGUCCAGGUGGCUUACCCGCAGGAGUAUCGAGAAUUUCUGCAAAGGGGAAGAAAGGAUCCACCGAUUCUGCUUUGAGAUUCAGAAAUCUAUUGGUAAGAUAGCGGGUCCCAGCCCGUUUAAAAACCCGGUUUUGUGGUCUAGCAACCUUUUCAGGCGUGAAAAAGCCAGCUUUGACGCACAGCGCUUGAUCUCCAAUGCACAUACAUCAUCGUACAUGGGCCCUCCUACUUCCCCAACUCCGUAUGAGAAUAGCCGUCUAAACUCUGCAGCACUGCAUCCGUCAGAUCCUCCUGUCAAAGCAUUCGGCAGUCCCAAGGUCAAACCUGCGUCGAGCAGCUUCGGUGGUUUUUGGAACGCUACCCAAUCCUCUCCUGCUUUUACGGGACUUGGAUUACACGGCAUCCACCCGCUUCUGCCUCCCACCCCGACGUCCCCUCCGAGGUCUUGGUCGAGUAAUCCUUUCAGCUCCGCAUCACCUUUUCAAGGGACUAUGACAUCUCCUUCUAAUUCAUUCUUUGGAGAUAGGACCUCCCAAGCCAACAACGGAGCAGAGUUCUCACCUGCGAAAGUGGCCUUCGCUGACAACAUCAAGACGAGUCUUCGCAGCCUUUUGAUUAGUGACCUUGGUUACCCGCUAUGGAAUCAAGGUACUGAGACAGACGCCUGGGUCAAUGACUGCAUCGCCAACCAGAGUGGUUACGGAGCGUUUGGAAAGACAUCAAGAUCUGAAGCAGCGACAGAAGCAGUUGGCAAAGACAAGAUUGCCGAGGUCACCUCUCCUCAGGAUGGAUCGUCGAACAUUACUAACUCCGUGAACCUGCACCAGGGGGGAGAGGAUACUAGCCUUGUUGGUUCGCCCGAAGAUGAGAGUAGCUCUUUUCCCUUUCCGGAGGCUUACGCAAUGCUGUUGCAGAAGAUUUCGCUCUCUCCCGAUCCUUAUGCGAAGUUGCAAUCUCUUUAUGAGCUCGAAGAUAUGGUUAUCAGAUCGGUGCAGGACUCAUCAACCGUCCAUCAUACUGCCGAUUCUGCAGACCCUAGAACUAGACAGCAACCAUCUCAUGGUGACCUUUAUCUCCGCGGCAGAAGUGUGCCCAGAACCAAGGCUACAAGUCUUGAGGAAGUCAUUGCCAAUUGCACUGAACGUCGAGCUGGGACAUUGAGAGCUAAGGGUCAACAUAGCGGCUUCACUCAGCUAAACCCGCAAUCAAUCUCUACGGUCUCCCAUAUCCCUGCUACCGAUGACAUCGUGAAUACCCUCCUUUCGAUCUUCCGCGACCCAAAGCUACGUCCUACAACUCUGUUCCGCGAUCUCCAGUACAUAGCCGCUUUCAUACCUCCGGAAACCCUGGAUCAAACAGCACAGGGUAAAGCAUUUUGGGAUGCUGGUCUUGCAGCGCUGGCGCUCAAAGAAGACCUUUGCGAUUGUAUGAUCAAUCGUGCGAACCAGAUCACAGCCUACCAUAUAUCGUCUUCGAAAUUAACCGGUCCUCUCACCGACACCACCCUCAUGAAUACCACCCUCCGCGAUGCCGCGAAUAUCUGGCUCAUUACUGCGAAGGAAGGUUCUCCCCCCGCAGCUCGCGAGCUCGGCCUCUUCUAUCUCACCCAUCCUGAACUACUGCCGCGCGUCACAAUGCCCUUCUCCAAAGCGAACGAUGUCUACAAAUCCGUAAUGUCGAUCGACGCGAGGACUGGUGAAAAGGAGAAGGGGGCACUGGAUCGAUCCACCUUUGCUGUUGUAUUCCAUUGGAUGGAGUUUGCUGCCAACGGUGGAGACAAAGAUGCGAGGGAUUUCCUGAAGGGUAAUGGGGAGUUGAGUGGUGGGCGCUGA